Clonostachys rhizophaga is the source of this 297-nucleotide messenger RNA. NCBI's taxonomy places the organism in Eukaryota, Fungi, Ascomycota, Sordariomycetes, Hypocreales, Bionectriaceae. The record is from the annotation of a GenBank genome assembly.
AUGUUUGUCGUCCCGUUCUGGGUUCUUGGAACACCCCCAAAGGAGCGCGUGAACCAAAACCAAGAGGAGCAGGUCGACGCCUCGUCGCGGGAUGGGCACAAGGGAAACGAGCGUCGUAAAUCGGACGAAGGAAGCGGCGUAGAUAUCGGACGGGUUUCGAGGUGGCAGGCUCCGCCAAAAUGGGUGAAGGUCGGAGCGGUGAUGGCGGUACGGGAGCCUGCGAUUGCGGAAGCUGGAGGCGAGGAGGAGAUUGGGGUGCCGCGAUGGGGUGCCGCGAACGAGCUUGUAUUGAAGUGA